Ruditapes philippinarum (Manila clam) is the source of this 938-nucleotide messenger RNA. Its product is annotated as cell death abnormality protein 1-like. Lineage: Eukaryota; Metazoa; Mollusca; Bivalvia; Venerida; Veneridae. The record is from RefSeq and is a predicted model, not a curated record. Gene Ontology annotation, molecular function: calcium ion binding.
AUUCAAUUUGUCGAAACAAUAUUGGUUCAUAUGAGUGCAUAUGUAGAGAUGGUUUUCUAGAACAAAGUGGGAUUUGCACAGAUUUCAAUGAGUGCUUAGAUAAUGAGACAAAUAGUUGCGGACAGAAAUGUUUAAAUUUACCCGGUAGCUACGAAUGUGCAUGUUUCUCUGGUUUCCACAUGUCGGCAGGUGAUUGCCAAGACGUUGAUGAAUGCAAAAAGAACAACACAUGUGAUCACAAUUGUAAUAACACAUACGGAGGUUUCAUCUGUUCAUGUGAGAUCGGAUUUUAUCUAAACGUAACUGAUCGGAAAUCUUGCGUUGCCUGUGAAAAAUGGACAUACGGAUUUGAAUGUGGACAUAAUUGUUCUUGUCAUGUGCCGAAUUCUGAGAGAUGUGAUUCUAAAACUGGUGAUUGCAUAUGCGCCAAGGAAUGGAAUGGCUCUGAUUGCACUGAAGAUGUUGAUGAAUGUAUUAAUGAAGGAAUAUGCCAAGAAAAUUCAUAUUGUGAAAAUUCUUAUGGACGUUUUGACUGUUUAUGUGACAUUGGAUACCAAAUGACUUAUGGCAACAUAUGCAAAGAAUGCGACAAUCCAUAUUAUGGGAAAAACUGCAGCAAGGUAUGCGACUGCGUCCCUUUAGGAACAUUUGAGUGUAAUCAUGUAAAUGGUAGUUGUACUUGCAGGAAGGGCUGGACCGGCGUGUUGUGUAAUGUCGACAUAGACGAAUGUGAAGAAAAUAAAACAAUAUGUGAAUAUAAGGACAAUUCUACCUGCAAAAACGUUAAUGGUUCAUUCACGUGUUUGUGUAACGACGGCCUUAGAGACGAGGAUGACAUAUGCACAGAAUGCGAUAUCUGGAAAUUUGGAGCAAAUUGCGAAUCAGUAUGUUCAUUGAUAGACAAACACGAGUACGUAACCCGGGAAAAUGGAUUAUGA